GAAGUCGUUAGGAGAGAGUCUAAAACUAAGGAAUUAGUUUAUUAUCACAAUGGCUCAUAGCAGUGAACAUAAAGGUCCAGUUAUUGGAGCCCGCCAUCUUCAGGUUUUCCUGCUUUUUCUAGCAAUAGCAGUCAGCUUUAUGGAGAGAUCAAAUGUUUCUAUAGCAGUUGUUGCCAUGACAGAUGCACAAACUACAAAUUCUGAUUUUCAUGAAUUUAAUUGGAAUGAAAUACAAAAAUCAUACAUUUUGAGCAGUUUCUAUUGGGGCUAUGUUGUAACUCAAUUUCCAGGUGGUUAUUUGGUAAGAAUGCUGGGCGUCAAAGCUUGUAUAUUCAUAGCAGUCCUUGGAUCUUCAAUUUGUAACUUACUUGUGCCACUUUGCGUUCCCUGGGGCGAAUGGCAAGCUUAUUGUGUCAUUCGAGUUAUCCAGGGCCUAUUUCAGGGAUUUCUUUUUCCAACUGCUCAUGCUCAUAUGGCAAUAUGGUCGCCAGUUGAGGAACGAACAAUUCUUGGUGGCCUUGCUUAUGUUGGGAUCCCUGUUGGAAUAAUAUUAGCCAUGAGCCUAACAGGUGUGAUUGCAGCAUCAGGUCUCGGAUGGCCAGGAAUUUCAUACGUUUAUGGCGGAAUUGGAAUUGUUUUCUGUGUUGUUUGGUUAAUUUUUGCAGAAAACAACCCAACAUAUUCGCGAUUUAUAACCUCGGAGGAGAGGGAAUAUAUUAUUACGUCUCAGGACAGCGAUGGAAGCAAACACCAAGAGAAGAUUCCAAUCCCCUGGAAAGCUAUUCUAACUUCUCCUCCUUUCCUCUCGCUUCUUGCUGUUCAAAUAUGCCAGGCGUGGAGCGCUUCUAUAGUGGAAAACAAGACGCCUGCAUAUCUCCAUGGCGUCCUUAAUAUGGACAUCAAAAGCAAUGCCUUGUUCUCAACGCUUCCGUUUAUAGCGAUGUUGGUUAUGUCACUAGUCUUUCUUUUUGGAGCCGACAUAGUUUUGAAGAGGCAAUGGGCUUCUGUGGGUGUAGUUCAGAAAUCUAUCAACACUAUUGCAAUGUGGGGAUCAGCUGCUGUGUUAUUUGGAAUUGGAUUUCUCGAUGAGAACCAAAAAACUUUGGCCAUAACAUUGUUGAUUUUAAAUUUAGGUCUGGGUGGUGGUAUCACAAUCGGAAGUAUGUUGAACACAAAUGACUUAUCUCCAAAUCACGCUGGGAUCUUGAUGGGAAUAUGGAAUUGUAUAGCAAGUUUCGUACUUAUUUUAACUCCUCUCAUAGUUGGAGUCAUAAUUUAUGAUGAGAGCAAACGAUCACUUUGGCAAAUUGUUUUUAUAAUUGCUGCAUUUCUUUCCUUCUUCGGAAAUCUUCAAUAUCUUUUCUUUGGUUCAACCAAAACUCAAUCUUGGAAUGAUCCAGACUAUCUUAUAAGGCAUGACAUUGAGAAAAGUAAAAGCGUCAAUAAUUCAACGACGACAGAGUUA
This is a messenger RNA of Eupeodes corollae, 1465 nucleotides long. Its product is annotated as putative inorganic phosphate cotransporter. Gene Ontology annotation, molecular function: transmembrane transporter activity. Lineage: Eukaryota; Metazoa; Arthropoda; Insecta; Diptera; Syrphidae. The record is from RefSeq and is a predicted model, not a curated record. The transcript is spliced from 4 exons. Gene Ontology annotation, cellular component: plasma membrane. The annotation marks the transcript as partial. Gene Ontology annotation, biological process: transmembrane transport; monoatomic anion transport.